AUGUCAUCCGCGCCACUUGUUAUCCCGAAGACCCCAUCCUCAGUUCCCCCCUCCGAGGAGGAGGUUGCCUCUUUGAUGAACACGAUAUUGAAUGCAGACAAAUCGCAAGAGUCUCUAGACGCCUCCUACGCCUUGACAAACCUCCUCAUCCAAUCCGUCGGAUUUCGAGGACUACACGGCUAUGGCUUGUUGAGGGGCAUCCAAAAAGCGGCAGUAGAUAAGAAAAGCGGGGCAAAGCGAGAGAGUGCAAUGCUGAUAUUAGGCGCCCUUUUCGAGAGGUUUCCUCGAGAACAACCGCUUAGCGAGGUUAUAUUCUUAAUUGAGGGCGGAGGGCUGCUUUCCCUGGCCUUGGAUGCGCUAGGUGAUAAGGGUGCUGUGGUACGGGAGGCCGCCAAAUAUGCUGUUGAUGCGCUGUUUGCUUGUCUGAAGGUUGAGUCGUUGGUCACCGCCUUUGUUCCAGCGCUAUCGGCGUAUCUUAGCAAACCUACUGCGAAGUGGCAAGGUGCUGUGGAGGCUUAUCGCCUUCUGGAAAAAGUGGCUGAGAAAACUCAGGCUGGUUCGGAUACUAAGGAGGAGAGUCUGCAAAAAGACUUGCUCCGUGAUUCUGUGGGCAAGUGUUUAAAGGAUUUGAUCCCUAUCGUCGAGUCUGGCAUGCACGAUAUGAAAAACGAGGUCUCAAAACAAGCUGUCAAAACCAUGACUGCUCUGACGACAGUCCUCUACAAUGACGAUGUAGCUCCCAGAAUCCCGCUGCUAAUUAAAGCGAUGGAAAACCCCGACGCACAAAUUUUACAAAAGGCCAUCCAUGCCCUGUCACAGACUACGUUCGUUGCGAUAGUUACCUCCCCGGUGCUAGCCCUCCUCACUCCUCUUCUUGAACGAUCUCUGAACACACCUACAACCCCACAAGAAGUCCUUCGCCAAACAGUCGUUGUCGUCGAGAAUCUCACAAAACUCGUCCAUGAUCCUAAUGAAGCAAGGACAUUUUUACCAAAGUUGAAGCCAGGCGUGCAAGGAGUGAAAGACAGAGCUUCGCUACCCGAGGUCCGGGAGCUAGCAACACGAGCAUUGAAUGUCAUCCAGAAAGCUAUGGGCGAUGACAGCUCUAACUUGGCCAACGGGGCUGUGGCCCAAGUCACAACAGAUGAAGUCCUGAAGGUGUUAGAGCAGCAGGUAAAAGCCCAUGGCGGCCUUGUGCGCAAGGAAGAUGAACCAUUCUGGGCUAUCACGAAAACAUAUAUCUCAGAAAUGGUUCGGGACGACGUGAAUUCACGACUUCUCCAACGCAUCCCACUUUGCAUCGGACCUUAUCUCAGCCAGUUAGUCAAAGAAGGACAAGAGGGGGUGAUCGCUUCGGCAGUUCACGCUCACUUCAUAGAGGAGGACAAGCGGAAAUAUGGAGCACCAGUGCAAGAAGACACAGACGAGGUGGAAAUUGUCAAUGCGGAUUUCUCUCUUGCAUAUGGUGGCAUGCUUCUGCUCUCCCACACAAACCUAAGACUCCUCAAGGGCCAUCGAUACGGACUCUGCGGGCGCAACGGAGCGGGAAAAUCCACUCUUAUGCGCAGCAUUGCGGAGGGAAAGCUGGAGGGAUUUCCUCCCAAGGAUGUCUUGAAGACAUGCUUCGUGGAGCAUAACCAAGGCGAAGAUGCGGAUUUGAGUAUUUUGGAAUUCGUUGCUAAAGACCCGGAACUGGCUGCAAGCGGCAAAAAACGAAUUUCCGAGGUUUUGAGCGAGGUUGGAUUCACUGCCGGCCCCGGCGGACGGCAGCAACAGAAAGUUGGCUCCCUUUCCGGUGGUUGGAAAAUGAAGCUGGCUCUGGCACGAGCAAUGCUCAUGGGGGCUGACGUUCUCCUUCUUGACGAACCGACCAAUCAUUUGGAUGUUGCGAAUGUGAAAUGGUUGCAGGAAUACCUAAAGAAACACACCGAGAUCACCAGUUUAAUUGUCAGUCACGACUCCAGCUUUUUGGACGAAGUGUGUACCGAUAUCUACCAUUAUGAAGGAAAGAAACUAGUCUGGUACAAGGGCAACCUUGCUGCGUUUGUCAAGGUUAAGCCGGAAGCGAAGAGCUACUAUACCCUUAGCUCGUCGAAUGUUCAAUUCAAAUUCCCUCCUCCGGGUAUCUUAACUGGGGUCAAGUCGCAAACCCGUGCCAUCCUUCGCAUGACUAAUGUGACUUACACUUAUCCUGGAAAUUCGAAGCCUUCUCUAAUAGAUGCAAGCUGUUCUCUGACACUUUCCUCGCGCACAGCCAUAAUUGGCGGUAACGGAGCGGGCAAGUCCACUUUCAUCAAGCUGUUGACUGGAGAGCUUAUUCCUCAAAGUGGCAAGGUUGAAAAGCAUCCCAACCUUCGAAUCGGGUACAUUAAACAGCACGCCUUGGAGCACGUGGAGAUGCAUAUGGAAAAGACACCCAACCAAUAUUUACAAUGGAGAUAUCAGAAUGGCGAUGAUCGGGAGGUGUUGAUGAAGCAAACCAGGAUCUUGACUGAGGAGGACCGUAUCCAAAUGGAGAAAACAAUCGAUAUUGGAGAUGGGAGAGGCCCUCGACGUAUCGAAGCCUUGAUUGGCCGACAAAAGUUGAAGAAGACGUUCCAAUAUGAAGUUAAAUGGGUUGGGAUGCUUCCCAAGCACAACUCCUUCAUCUCCCGCGAAACACUUUUAAAAGAAGGCUUCCAAAAGCUCGUCCAAGAAUACGACGACCACGAAGCCUCUCGUGAGGGUCUAGGCUACCGCGUCCUGGAACCGAAAGUAAUCUCCAAGCACUUCGAAGACGUCGGCCUCGAUCCAGAAAUUGCAAACCACAACCAAAUCUCCGGUCUCUCCGGCGGCCAAAAGGUCAAAGUCGUCCUCGCCGGCGCGAUGUGGAAUAACCCGCAUCUCCUCGUCCUUGACGAGCCCACUAACUUUCUGGACCGCGACUCGCUGGGCGGUCUUGCCGUCGCCAUCCGUGACUACAAGGGGGGUGUGGUGAUGAUUUCCCAUAACGAGGAAUUCGUCGGUGCGCUAUGCCCGGAGCAAUGGCAUGUCGAAAACGGCCGGAUGACGCAUAAGGGCCAUGUAUCGCUCUCCCUCGACCGGUUUGAGGACAGCUCGCGCGGACCCAGCACUGUGGCUAGCAGCGUCGUUUCCAGCGCGGUAGCCUCUGCGGCGGCGUCUGCAGCUAAUUCUGGGGCGGAGGAUGCGGGCGGAGAGUUGAAGUUCAAGGCGAAGAAAAAGAAGAAGUUGACUCGUGCACAGAUGAAGGAACGUGAGGUGCGGAGGCGAUUGAGACAUAUUGAAUGGCUUAACUCUCCCAAAGGCACACCUCACCCGCCAGACACCGAUGAUGAAGCAUAA
This is a messenger RNA of Histoplasma capsulatum G186AR, 3342 nucleotides long. Its product is annotated as elongation factor 3. Lineage: Eukaryota; Fungi; Ascomycota; Eurotiomycetes; Onygenales; Ajellomycetaceae. Gene Ontology annotation, molecular function: ATP hydrolysis activity; ATP binding. Bases 1 to 3342 code for a protein of 1113 amino acids. The transcript is spliced from 3 exons. The record is from RefSeq and is a predicted model, not a curated record.